This is a messenger RNA of Prorocentrum cordatum, 456 nucleotides long. Lineage: Eukaryota; Dinophyceae; Prorocentrales; Prorocentraceae. The record is from the annotation of a GenBank genome assembly.
AUGACCUUCAGGGCCUUCUCCGAGGACGGCCGGGCCCGCAUGCGGAGCCUCUUCGCCGCCGUCCCUGAGGCGGAGGCGGCGACCGAUGAGGCGAAGCAGGCGGGCGCCGAGGCCCCCAGGAGCCCCACGAGACGCCAGCGCGAGAAGCGCCGUUCGGCGCCGAGGACGCUGCAGGACGAGGCGGAUGCCUACCACGAGAUGGCGCAGCAGGCCAACCUGCUGCAGUCCAGGCAGCUCCGCUUCGCGGCAGCGCGGCGGCUCGCGGCAGAGCGCACGGGCGUCGGCGCGGGCGAGCAGCUCCCCGUGGCGCUGGGCGUCGUGCGGGAGCUGGAGGACCGCCUGCGCGCCCUCGAGGGCGCCAUCGAGGGCGCGGGCGCCGCCGCCGGCAGCCCAGCAGCCGUCGCUGGCGGCGGCGGCCACACAUCGCGUGCAAUUGCCCGGUCCUCCUUCUUUUAA